Physcomitrium patens is the source of this 1627-nucleotide messenger RNA. RefSeq names its product aquaporin PIP2-1. The record is from RefSeq and is a predicted model, not a curated record. Gene Ontology annotation, biological process: transmembrane transport. NCBI's taxonomy places the organism in Eukaryota, Viridiplantae, Streptophyta, Bryopsida, Funariales, Funariaceae. Gene Ontology annotation, molecular function: channel activity. Gene Ontology annotation, cellular component: membrane.
GUGCUCAUAACCUGAACGUAGUGCCUUUCUGGCAGCCAUGUUUUGUCAGAGUGCACAUUGACGUCCGCACGAUCCACAGCUUUUUGGUAUCAGAUUGCCAGAAGGGGAGCUGGUUACCUGUAUUUCACCUCUGAGCAUGAAGGUGCGCGUGCAGUUGUGCUCAGGAAGCAUUACCUUGCGCUGGAGAUAAGGCCAAUCGAGCUUCUUUUUCAUAGUAUAAGACGUGAGUACAGGUGCGAGCCAGCCAAGUGGCUUCCAAAAUACAGGGAGCGUGGAGGAACUAGUCGAGUGUUUUGAUUCAGGAGCAAACCAUGGCAAAAGACGCGGGCACAGAGUCAGGGGUCCCUUCCAAGGACUACUCUGAUCCACCUCCGGCGCCUCUCAUUGACGCCGCCGAGUUCGGCCGAUGGUCCUUCUACAGAGCCAUCAUCGCCGAGUUCGUCGCCACUUUGCUGUUCCUGUACAUCACCAUUUCAACCGUGAUCGGUGCCAGCCGAAAUGCAGGCUGUGCGGGAGUCGGACUAUUGGGCAUCGCCUGGGCGUUUGGAGGCAUGAUUUUCGUGUUGGUGUACUGCACCGCUGGUGUCUCAGGAGGGCAUAUCAACCCAGCAGUCACGUUCGGUUUGCUCAUGGCACGAAAAAUUUCGCUACCUCGUGCUCUUACAUACAUGAUAGCUCAGUGCCUGGGAGCAAUCUGCGGUGCAGGCCUUGCGAAGGGGUUCCAGACUGCUUUCUACAUGAGAUAUGGAGGAGGAGCAAACUCUGUGGCUCUGGGGUACAGUACAGGCACUGGUCUGGCCGCUGAGAUCAUCGGCACUUUCGUUCUGGUAUACACCGUGUUCUCUGCCACCGACCCCAAGCGCAAUGCCCGUGACAGUCAUGUGCCGGUGUUAGCUCCUCUUCCCAUAGGAUUUGCAGUCUUCAUGGUUCAUUUGGCAACUAUCCCCAUCACAGGAACUGGUAUCAAUCCCGCAAGAAGCUUCGGCGCAGCUGUCAUCUACAAUCGCAGCAAGCCUUGGGAUGAUCACUGGAUCUUCUGGGUCGGUCCAUUUCUGGGAGCAGCUUUGGCGGCUAGUUACCACCAAUACAUCUUGAGAGCAGCACCUUUCAAGUCUCUUGGCUCCUUCAGAAGUGCCCCUAGCCACGUCUAAGCACGAGUUCCUCCAUCUCCGUGAGCUAGUUCUGGUGACUUGCAGUGUGAAACAAUCACCUUUGUGUUUCUCUUCGGCUUUCCUGCUCAAUAACGAUGUGUUAAUUUACGUGCCGGGAACCCGAGUGACCAAACUCACGGACGCUAAUCUUGGUUGCCGACUGGACGAGUGUAUUUGUUUACCAGAGUGUUGCGUGUAGGGGCAUAUAAUCCUGCUCUUUUCCAGAGUGCAGAGAUUAGGGUUUAAAAAUAGAUUGGUUUUCGAUUAUCAGAACAGACACUUCAGGGAUUCUGUCUUUUUCUUUUUCGUGAUGGAUGGAACAGCAAAUGUGGGUAAACAAUCCUUGCUACAGCUUAUCGAGAUGCCUCUGUUUGGUUCUGUAGAUGACUUGGACCCCAAUGCCCUCGUGUGAGGAAUUGGACGUCGACCCUUGUAUUGAUAGAUUUUCUUUGAAGCAAUAACUCUUUUUCCUAUUU